AUGGAAAGCGUUAAAGCAACAGAUGUCGCGGGAAUUGACAUCAAACGGUGGCUGUUUUUAUCAUCCUCGAAAGAAGCGGUGGCUGUUUUUAUCACACUCGAGGAAACCAAAGAAUGGGUAUCAGAACUUCGUAUGUUCUGCGAGGUUUGGUCAGAGUAG
Molecule: messenger RNA, 159 nt
Organism: Plasmopara halstedii
Lineage: Eukaryota; Oomycota; Peronosporomycetes; Peronosporales; Peronosporaceae
Exons: 2
Coding region: 1-159 (52 amino acids)
Source: RefSeq, a predicted model, not a curated record